Molecule: messenger RNA, 696 nt
Organism: Punctularia strigosozonata HHB-11173 SS5
Lineage: Eukaryota; Fungi; Basidiomycota; Agaricomycetes; Corticiales; Punctulariaceae
Product: aquaporin-like protein
Exons: 4
Coding region: 1-696 (231 amino acids)
Biological process (GO): transmembrane transport
Cellular component (GO): plasma membrane
Molecular function (GO): water channel activity
Source: RefSeq, a predicted model, not a curated record
AUGACGCAGCAGCGCAGAGCGCUCGCGAACGACUUGCAAGCCGCCGCGCUUGAGUACAUCGGCACCACCACAUUCCUACUUCUUUUCUUUGGCGCCAUCCAGGCUGUCGCCGUUCAGGACGACUACGUGACGAGCAGCCCGAUUGUCGAGACUCAGCUCUACAUCGCAACCAGCGGCGGUAUUUCGCUCCUCAUUUCAGCGUGGCUCUUCUUCCGCGUCACCGGCGCGAUCUUCAACCCGAACGUCGCGCUCGCGCUCGUAUUAUGCAAAAUAAUCACCCCGGUGCGAUUCGUGCUGUUUUGCAUUGCGCAGCUUCUCGGCGGGAUCACCGCGGCGGCUUUGGUGCUUGCGUUGACUUCCGGUGUGACAUCGUCAAACACGACAUUGGGGCCAAAGAUCAACUCCGCGCAAGGUGUCUUCAUCGAGAUGUUCAUCACGGCGGCUUUAUGCCUAGCCGUACUCAUGCUCGCCGCAGAGAAGCACGUCGCAACCCCAUUCGCACCGGUCGGCAUUGGUCUCACUCUCUUCGCUGGCUUGUUGUUCGCCAUCCCGUACACCGGUGGUUCUAUGAACACAGCGCGUUCCUUCGGACCCGCCGUUGUCUCCGGCUUCCCACACAGUACACAUUGGAUCUACUGGGUAGGCCCGGCACUCGGCUCCUUCCUCGCAGUCGCCAUCUAUUGGGGGCUCAAGUAG